Molecule: messenger RNA, 483 nt
Organism: Suillus clintonianus
Lineage: Eukaryota; Fungi; Basidiomycota; Agaricomycetes; Boletales; Suillaceae
Exons: 1
Coding region: 1-483 (160 amino acids)
Source: RefSeq, a predicted model, not a curated record
AUGCAGUACCCGGGUAUCCCUCGCAUCGUCAUUGAAGGUCUACGAGCAGCAUUCCUACUCCUCGAAGACGAUGCUCUUAAUCCACCAAUGAACGCCCCUGAUUUUUCACAACAACUCUCAGAAUCCCUCACCAACAGUCUCACAGCUCACGUCAUCGCGGCAAUCUCGCCUCAAGUCGCGGCCGUCUUAUCAGCCUCAGAACUAAUCAAGACAAAAGCAGAGGAAUUGGCACAGAUGAAAUUAAAUCUGAUGGGUUCUCAAGACACUCCAAAUGCGGCAGAAGAAGCAGCACAACGUGCAGAACGCGCGGCAGACGCAGUGCUCUACAGUAUCUCUGAUGUUAAAACUGCCAUGGAUUUACUAACUCCCUCCCUCAGUGCUACCCAGUCCAGCAUCGACAAAAUGUCUACUCAGCCAACUCCCAAUCAAACGGGUCCCACUCAAAUCGAAACAGUUAAAUCAUACAGUGCUGCAGUACAAUAA